GCAGAAAACAAACAGCUCUCGGCAUUGCCUCACGCUUGCAUAAUUUUGCUGAACGAAAUAUUGCGCAAAACACCUCCGCCGCAAACACUGGCGACGACAGCAGCAGGCAGCCGCUCGGAAGUAUCUUCGAGGAUGUGACCAUAUUACGUUGCACAAAUGCCGAAUUCAUCUCAAAGGAAUACGACGUGCAGGGCACAGACGCCGUCUAGGUGACCCGUUCAUCAUACGCCGCCAGGGACAUUGUUUUCUGACUGGCGUUGGAGCUCAGUGCAUUCGGAUACCUGCUUAACCAUGAACGAGCUUCUCGAGAACUGGCAACUGAUUAUUAUCCUAUCCAUUAUCGACGGAUCAGUGCUGGUUUCACCCGAAGCAUGCGACACGAUGAAAGUUCGUGAGUGCUACGGUAACAUCACCGAAAAUCUAUACAACGCGCAAGAACAACGACACGCGAACAUGAGCGCCUUGGAAGACUUGUGCAAGGCAAAUGAUACGGCACAGCGUUGCGAAGAGGAUCUGGCUCGCUGCAUCGACUCUGAUCCAUCCGUGCGAGACUUCCAGAAGCAAUAUACAGGAACGCUUGAAGACGCCUGUACAAGUACCGGUUUCAGAGACUCAGAAACCCGUGAGGAAGGCACAACGAACGACGCAGCAAAGAAUGAAAGCAAGUGCUGGUACAAACAGCUCAGGCGAUGCCUCCAGAGGCAAAUAAACCAAAUACGGACCAAAAUGGGGAAAAUUGUGGCCAGGAAAGAGACUCCCAAACCUUGGACAUAUGCUGGUAUAUGCAGGAGGACGCGAAAGAGCUGCCACCAGAUCAGCACAGUCGACGCCUGCCCGCAAGUCCUGCAGGACGCCAUCAACAAAAUGGAGGACUCGAUGAAUACCGCGCAAGCGCUGCUAUGCAAGGACAACCAAACGCUGCUUAGAAACUUGCUUCAGAGUUACAAGUACUGGAACGUCACUGACUUCACAAGGUGCGCGACUAACAUCAAGGUGGUACACAUUGCGGACUACUUUUUUGCAACUAAGAGGUUGCACACCGAGUGCAGAAAACUGAAGACCAAGAUGGUUCGCUGUCUACAAGAUAGCUACUUGUCUAUCCACGACGCUCAGCCUAAGCCGGAUGUGGCUGGAGCCACAAAAGUGCUGGAGGCUUUCUUAGACCGAAUGCAGUGCGUACGCGCCCAGGGCCUGUCGGACGACAUCAAAAGCGAUGAAAAUACCAACCCGCAAAGCGACAACAGCGACGACCCGGAAGGCCAACCCGACGCUGGCGGGACUAAAACCAGCGGCUUUGCGAACCUCACGGCAUAUCAAGGAUUGAAAGGCGGAGCUACUUCCUUUUAUAUCCCAGCGUCUGCUUCGGUCGCUUUGCUGUCGAUCAACAUUAUUUUCGUACUGUUUUCAGCGUAGUUCAAGUGCUUUUGGCAGUGUGCGUGGAAUAUUCCUUCCAUAUAGUAUGUGCUGAACAUGCCAUAUAAACUGGAAUUGUUUUGUUUUAUUUUUUCAAUGGGAAGAAAAGUGAAUUCGCUUUAAAAGAAAACGACAAGCACUGCGCCGCCGGAAAAAAAUAACGUUAUUUUAUAUGCUGCCUUCAGAGAUUUGCACACGUAUCAACGAAAAACAGAUACGUGCCGUGUAUUUUAUCUUUCCUCACUUGUCUCUUCGACGCUCUGAUCAUGAAAAUGUUUCCCGCAUACCAUUACCUUUUCAUUGCACAUUUCUUCUUUUAUUACUACUCGUGUAUGAGCAGAUGGUUUAAUCAAACUUACAUGCACAUAUUAACAAAAAUUGAAGGUAUACAGAACACACACAAUAAGAAAAACGUUCUUUGGAAACGAACGUUUGCUUUAUCCACACGAUAA
Messenger RNA from Rhipicephalus sanguineus (brown dog tick), 1865 nucleotides. RefSeq lists its product as uncharacterized. The transcript is spliced from 8 exons. The record is from RefSeq and is a predicted model, not a curated record. Bases 292 to 1413 code for a protein of 373 amino acids. NCBI's taxonomy places the organism in Eukaryota, Metazoa, Arthropoda, Arachnida, Ixodida, Ixodidae.